AUGAAACUUGUCGAAAAUAAUGUGUGUAUUGAAAAUUAUGAAGAAGACCAAAACGAUGAAGAUGACCAUCAGAAUGAUGAAGACGAUGAAGAUGAUGACGAUUGUCCACCAACGAUUGUUAAAACAAAGAAGGAUUGUCCUACCAAAGAAGACUUUUGUCCGUCCCAGGACAUCGACCCUUGCACGUUAGACAAGUCAAGCAAAAAAAAACGCAAAAAAGGAAAAGAUGAUGAUGACUGUGAAGAAGAAAAAACCUGCGCAAAUCCUAUAACACCUAAACAAAGAGAAAGGCUGAAGAGAGAACACUUGGAACUGUGCAAAGCUUUCAAACAACCAACGUGCGCCCAAACUGCAGCCAAGAAGUCCAAAGACCCUUGCUAA
This is a messenger RNA of Spodoptera littoralis (African cotton leafworm), 381 nucleotides long. The record is from the annotation of a GenBank genome assembly. Lineage: Eukaryota; Metazoa; Arthropoda; Insecta; Lepidoptera; Noctuidae.